Rotaria sordida is the source of this 1011-nucleotide messenger RNA. Lineage: Eukaryota; Metazoa; Rotifera; Eurotatoria; Philodinida; Philodinidae. The record is from the annotation of a GenBank genome assembly.
AUGGCUGAUUUAGAUGAUAUUGGAAUUGAAAUAAAUGAUACCGAUGAGCGAUGUAUUGAUAUUAUUGAAAAUUGUCCAUCACCUCCACCACCAUUCCAUCGAGAUAAUAUCCAACAAGAAAUAAUUAUUCAACCACCUGUAAUAUUUAAUGAUCAAGAACAAAGGAUUACUUUAAAAAAUAUUGUUCCAUUUGAUAAUAUUUUUUUUAAUGAUGCAAAAAUUUAUCUAUUUGAAACAAUGAAAAAUAAUUCAUCAAUAUUAAAUGAAACAAAGAAAAAAUCAGAUCAAAAUUUCUUUCAACGUUUUAUAAAUUUUUUUCGUUCAGCCAUAACAUCACAUAAUACAUUAGAAUUUAAUCGACAAUGUGAAGAAUUACUUAAUUUAACAACAUAUUCAUGUAAUAUGUCUGAUUGUAUUCAUAUACGUAUUUUAUAUACAAUUUAUCGUCGUUUAACAAAUUCAAAAGAAAUUUUUUAUACUACACUUGGUCCACAUUGGGAAGAUAUUGGUUUUCAAACAUCAAAUCCUGAAACAGAUUUUCGUUCAACUGGUCUUUUUUCAAUAUUUUUUCUUCUUUAUUUUGUUGAUUCAAUGUAUUUACCAUUAGCAAAACAAAUUUAUCAAUUUUCACAUGAUGAACAACAACAAUUUCCAUUUUGUUGUGUUGGUAUUAAUUUAGCUAAUAUACUUAUAAAAUAUCUUCGACGAACAAUAGCUCGAAUGAAUGUAGAAAAAUUAAUUGAUGAAAAACAAACAGAUCAUACAGCUAUUGAUUUAUCUGGUAAAUUAUUUAUUGCACUUUAUUUAAAUUUUUAUUUAAAAUGGAAAGAUAAUUUGUAUACAAUUGAAUAUACACAACAAGUAUUAAAUGAACUUGAACAAUUAAUAAUGAAUCGACCAAAAAUUUUACUUGAAGAAUUUGAUAAUUAUUUUCAAAGAAAACAAAUUGAAAACAAACAUGAAAAGUCACAACAAUAUGAAUAUAAACAAACAAAUGAGAAUGUUUUUUGA